GGGCAGCGCUGGGCCGAGGCGACCCGCCGCCCUCGCUGUGGCUGCGGUGGCUACGGAUGCGUGUGGAGGUGGGGCCUGCUGUUAGCUCGGUGGCCGCUGUGAGGCUUGGGCUGCGAUUGCAAUAGUGCUAAAGAGUCUAUAAGCUGAGGCAUUGGAAGGGGCUGCCCAGGGAGCUGCUGGAGUCACCGUCCCUGGAGGGGUUUCAGAGCUGGGUGGCUGUUGCACUGAGGGCAAUGGGCUGGUGGGUGAUGGGGCUGGGACAGAGGCUGCACCCCAUGGGCUGAAAGAUCCCUUCCAGCUGAGACCACUCUGUGAUUCUAGGAAAGGUGAGUGGCAGGUAUUGAUAUGGACAGUCUUUCCUCAGGCCCUUCUCUGCAGUUGCUUGCCAAACUGCUUCAUGAUACUCAAGAAGAUGAUGAUGACGAUGAUGAACAUGUGCCUCACUGUUCAGUUAAUGCCAUGACUCCUGGGACUAUUGGACCAGGAAAGAGAGAGACCACUGAUACUUUCCAAGUGAAACCUGGAAAUGACAAAGCUAUUUGGAAUACAGAGGAAGUCCCAGAAGGAUCUGAAUUUGAGGAUUCCUGGGACCCUAGAGAACAACCAGAGUAUCAGAUUUUAUUCAAACAGAGUGUGGGAACAGAGGAUGUCUUCUUUGGGAUGAGCAGGAAAGACCCCUCCACGGCCUGCUGUGAAGAUAUGGUGAUUCAAAUCAAGCUGCCAGAGACAAAGUGCUCAGACAUCACAUUAGAUGUUCAGGACAAGGUUCUUGACCUUCGGACUGCCAAAAAGAAGCUGCUGCUGCACCUCCCCUACCCUGUGGACAGCAAGAAGAGUAAAGCUUGUUUUCUCUCUGAAGAGGAGACCUUGGAAGUCACCCUCAGACUAUCAAGGAUGUUUGAUUUCAUAAAUUUUGCCUGAUGGACAACAGGCAAAACAGCAAAUCUCUUUGAAGUCUUUUGGAAACCUAACUGGUCAUGAAAGGGCAGAUUGUUUCCCUUUAAGAGUCCAGGGGGAACACCUCUGGAGAAAUGGAAUGAGUUGGGAGGAGCACAACACCUGUAGGUUCUGUAAGCUGAGGCUGUCCAGCUCUUGUGCUGCUCUGGUUGACCUUCUGCUGCCUGCAGUCUGACCAGGCUCUGUGAAUCAGAAAACAGGAGAUGAGCACAGGGUAAGCCAGGGCAAGGCUUUUUGUGGUGGUGGCUGGUAAGUAGCAUUAACAUGGCUCUGGCUACUGAGGCUGCUGCUUAGUUACUGUUGCAAGGCUUAACAAGCUGUAAUGUUUUUGCUAGGGCCAGUUCAGAAUCUCCUUUUAGCUGCUUCUUGAUGAGAAGAUCAAAGCUCUUCAGGGCUCCCAUUCUGCAGCCAGGGCUCCUUUACACUGGCAGUUGUAGCCCACUGUGGUUGGAUUCUUGUACAGCUCAGCUCCUUGGAACAGUGUUUGACUAUGUGUGGUUCUGUGUCAC
Messenger RNA from Colius striatus (speckled mousebird), 1466 nucleotides. It is a transcript of the gene DNAAF6, whose product is annotated as dynein axonemal assembly factor 6. The record is from RefSeq and is a predicted model, not a curated record. Bases 346 to 921 code for a protein of 191 amino acids. The transcript is spliced from 7 exons. Gene Ontology annotation, cellular component: cytoplasm. Gene Ontology annotation, molecular function: protein-folding chaperone binding; dynein intermediate chain binding. Lineage: Eukaryota; Metazoa; Chordata; Aves; Coliiformes; Coliidae. Gene Ontology annotation, biological process: axonemal dynein complex assembly; flagellated sperm motility.